AUGCGUCUAUCGGUUGCCAUUGCUCUGGCUACUGCCAUCCAAUUCGUUGGGGCUCACUAUACUUUCCCCCAGUUCAUUGUCAAUGGGACCACGUCAAGUGAAUGGGAAUACGUUCGCAUCACAGAAAACCACUGGUCUAACGGACCUAUUCAAGAUGUGACCAGCAACGCGUUCCGCUGCUUCGAACUCGACUCUACAUCUGCCAGCCAAACCAACACGGCUACCGUUCGGGCUGGCUCCACUGUUGGCUUCAAGGCCUCCAACACCAUGGGUCAUCCUGGUUAUUUCUCGGCCUACAUGACGCCAGCGUCCCCGGCCGCCAACUCGAACUCGGCUGGGACAGGAAACACAUGGUUCAAAGUCUGGGAGUGGGCUCCGGGAUGGUCGGCCAGCACCGGUCUGAUCUUUGACUCUAUGAACAUCAACGAAGUGUCCUUUCCUAUCCCCGCCAGCUUGCCCAAUGGGCAAUACCUGAUUAGGAUUGAACAGAUUGCUCUCCACAUCGCCAGCAACUUCGGCGACGCUCAGUUCUACAUUGGAUGUGCUCAAGUUAAUGUUGUUGGAGGCGGGAACGGCUCGCCUUUCCCGACUACUUCCUUCCCUGGUGCAUACACCGGUAAUGAACCCGGCAUUAAACUUAACAUCUACGCACUCCCUGCUGGGUACUCUGGCUACACUCCUCCCGGACCUCCUGUGUGGCAUGGUUGA
Messenger RNA from Pleurotus ostreatus (oyster mushroom), 708 nucleotides. RefSeq lists its product as uncharacterized. NCBI's taxonomy places the organism in Eukaryota, Fungi, Basidiomycota, Agaricomycetes, Agaricales, Pleurotaceae. The record is from RefSeq and is a predicted model, not a curated record. The transcript has 10 exons. Bases 1 to 708 code for a protein of 235 amino acids.